CUAUGGUAUGUCCAAUAUCCAAAUGAAGGUCCAUGGUACGAGUUACUGGUCAUCCCUCUUCGGUUUGAGCUUCUUUGUUCCAUCAUGAUUCCCAUUUCAAUAAAGGUAUCGCUGGAUCUUGUGAAAAGCUUAUAUGCCAAGUUCAUUGAUUGGGACAAUGAGAUGGUUGAUCCGGAAACUGGUACUCCAUCCCAUGCAACAAACACAGCAAUUAGUGAGGAUUUAGGGCAAGUAGAAUAUAUAUUGACUGAUAAAACUGGGACGCUUACUGAGAACAAGAUGAUUUUUAAAAGAUGUUUUCUUGGUGGAACCUUCUAUGGGAAUGAAAAUGGAGAUGCUUUAAAGGAUUCAGAGCUGCUUAAAGCUGUUGCCGCUGGUUCCCCAGAUGCUAUCCGAUUUCUUAUUGUCAUGGCAAUAUGUAACACAGUAGUUCCUGUACAAAGCAAAGCUGGAACUAUUUCAUACAAGGCACAAUCUCAAGAUGAGGAAGCGCUUGUGCGUGCUGCAGCUGGCUUAAAUAUGGUUUUUCUUGAAAAGAAAGGGAAUAUUCUUGAUAUCAAUUUUAGUGCUUCAUUGGUCCAGUAUGAAGUGUUGGAUACCCUAGAGUUCACUUCUGACAGAAAAAGGAUGUCUCUGGUGGUCAGGGACUGCCAAAAUGGAAAUAUCAUACUUCUAUCAAAGGGAGCAGAUGAGGCUAUUCUGCCUCAUGCACAUGCUGAAUAUGUACUAGGACAACAAACACGAACCUUUGCUGAAGCUGUGGAACAAUAUGCUCAACUUGGUCUGCGGACGUUAUGUUUGGCAUGGCGUGAUUUAGAAGAAGAAGAAUAUCAUGAAUGGUCAUUACUGUUUAAAGAGGCUAAUAGUUCAUUGGUCGAUAGAGAGUGGAGAGUAGCUGAGGUCUGCCAAAGGAUAGAGCAUGGCUUUGAGAUUAUUGGAGUUGCAGCAAUUGAAGAUCGUCUACAGGAUGGUGUGCCUGAAACAAUUGAGACACUCAGGAAGGCAGGAAUACACUUUUGGAUGCUGACUGGUGACAAACAGAAUACGGCAAUACAGAUUGCCCGUUCAUGUAAUUUUGUUUCUCCUGAACCAAAAGGCCAGCUUCUGCUGAUUAAUGGGAGAACUGAAGAUGAAGUAGGUCAAAGUCUGGAGAGAGUUCUUCUCACAAUGAGAAUAACAAAUGCAGAACCCAAGGAUGUUGCUUUUGUUGUGGAUGGCUGGGCUCUUGAAAUUGUACUAAAACAUUACCGGAAGGCAUUCACGGAACUUGCUAUAUUGUCGAGAACAGCUAUAUGUUGUCGUGUUACUCCAUCACAGAAGGCACAGCUGGUAGAACUCCUAAAAUCCUGUGAAUAUCGAACACUGGCAAUAGGGGAUGGCGGAAAUGACGUAAGGAUGAUCCAACAAGCUGACAUUGGAGUUGGCAUAAGUGGGAGAGAAGGACUGCAGGCAGCAAGAGCAGCUGAUUAUAGUAUUGGAAAAUUCAGGUUCUUGAAAAGACUGAUACUUGUCCAUGGACGUUACUCUUAUAAUAGGACAGCAUUUCUAUCCCAAUAUUCCUUCUACAAAUCCCUCCUAAUAUGCUUCAUCCAGAUUUUCUUCUCAUUCAUUUCAGGUGUUUCUGGAACAAGCCUUUUCAAUUCUGUUAGUUUGAUGGCAUAUAAUGUUUUCUACACAAGUGUUCCUGUUCUAGUCAGUGUCCUUGACAAAGAUCUCAGUGAAAAAACGGUAAUGCAGCAUCCACAAAUACUGUUCUACUGCCAAGCAGGAAGGCUUCUUAAUCCUAGCACAUUUGCUGGAUGGUUUGGACGGUCUCUCUUUCAUGCUAUUGUUGUCUUUGUCAUCACCAUACAUGCAUAUGCUUUUGAGAAAAGUGAGAUGGAAGAAGCAUCCAUGGUGGCACUUUCAGGAUGUAUUUGGUUGCAAGCAUUUGUUGUAGCACUGGAAACAAAGUAAGUAUAUGUUCUAAAUUUCACUACCUUAUCCACAGAUUCUAGCCCCCGGUGCUUGAGUAGGAAAGAGGAUUCUGGCUGCGGAUCCUUCAUGAAAGUUGGAAAUUUAGUUG
Messenger RNA from Nicotiana tabacum (common tobacco), 2065 nucleotides. The record is from RefSeq and is a predicted model, not a curated record. Lineage: Eukaryota; Viridiplantae; Streptophyta; Magnoliopsida; Solanales; Solanaceae.